UCUGCUGGAAUUCCUUAACAUCUCCUUGUCCCUUGGUUGCAGAGAUCGGAGAUGACCAAGACUUGUGCCAAGCCCAAGGAGAUGGCAGAGCUCGUGAGCACCCAAGCCUGGCUGGAUGAGACCUUGAGCUCCAAGGACGAGCUGAAGGAAGAGGAGGGGGGACGAGGCCCCUUCGGGUUGAUGUCUGGCUUGAACGAAGAGCGUGACAGCAUCGAGGAGGAAGAGGAGGAAGAGGACGAUGGGGAAAAACCCAAGAGGAGAGGACCAAAGAAGAAGAAAAUGACCAAGGCAAGGCUGGAGAGGUUCAGGGCUCGGCGGGUGAAGGCCAACGCCCGGGAGAGGACACGGAUGCACGGUCUGAACGACGCCCUGGACAACCUGAGGAGGGUGAUGCCCUGCUACUCCAAAACUCAGAAGCUCUCCAAGAUCGAGACCCUGAGGCUUGCCAGGAACUACAUCUGGGCUCUGUCUGAGGUUCUCGAGACAGGGCAGACUCCCGAAGGGAAGAGCUUCGUGGAGAUGCUCUGCAAGGGCUUGUCCCAGCCCACCAGCAACCUGGUGGCCGGCUGUCUGCAGCUGGGACCUCAGACCUUGUUCCUGGAGAAGCAUGAAGAGAAGUCCCCGGCGUGUGAAUCGGCCAUAACCAACCACUCCUUCAGCUACCAGUCCCCCGGGCUCCCAAGCCCACCCUACGGGACCAUGGAGACCCAUCUGCUGCAUCUAAAGCCUCCGACCUUCAAGAGCUUGGUGGAUGCUUCUUUUGGAACCCAUCCCUCUGACUGCACCACUCCCCCUUAUGAGGGUCCCCUGACGCCUCCCCUGAGCAUCAGUGGGAACUUCUCUUUGAAGCAAGAUGGGUCUCCAGACCUGGAGAAGUCCUACAGCUUCAUGGCCCACUAUCCCUCCGUCAGCCUGGCUGGAGCACAUGGACACUCCUCCCACUUCCAAACCACGGUGCCCCGCUACGAGAUCCCCCUAGACAUGAGCUAUGACUCCUACCCACACCCCGUGGCCGGGCCUCAGCUCAACACCAUCUUCAACGACUAAGG
This is a messenger RNA of Merops nubicus (carmine bee-eater), 1049 nucleotides long. Its product is annotated as neurogenic differentiation factor 4. Gene Ontology annotation, molecular function: protein dimerization activity. Bases 52 to 1047 code for a protein of 331 amino acids. Gene Ontology annotation, biological process: nervous system development; regulation of DNA-templated transcription. The transcript has a single exon. Lineage: Eukaryota; Metazoa; Chordata; Aves; Coraciiformes; Meropidae. The record is from RefSeq and is a predicted model, not a curated record.